Molecule: messenger RNA, 552 nt
Organism: Cladophialophora bantiana CBS 173.52
Lineage: Eukaryota; Fungi; Ascomycota; Eurotiomycetes; Chaetothyriales; Herpotrichiellaceae
Exons: 1
Coding region: 1-552 (183 amino acids)
Source: RefSeq, a predicted model, not a curated record
AUGACGUCGCCUGCCCGGCCCGCAUUAAUAGACGAUUCGCCCCGAUCCCCUCCCAGUCCGCCGCGGUCAUUUCAAUGCCUCUCUUCUCCACUUAACACUCGCCAGACGAGGUCAAUAUCGCAACGAGGAAAACAGAUCAACGAGCCCAAGGAUCCCUGUGGCAGUGUCAAACCAUCUCCACCCAUCAGAUCCUGUGUCGACCUGUCAUUGAACGGCUACAAUGAGUCUGCUGUUGCGGACACGGGGGCUCAGGAAAACUUUAUCUCGGCCAGGCUCGCGGCCAGGCUCAAGUUGCAGAUUCGGAAACAAGCCAAUGCACCGGGCAGUUUCCCUCCCCAGUUUAUCAACGCUGUCGGCCAAUCAAUGAAGGUGCUUGGCUACGUGACCGUUUCCUGCAAGUUCACGCACGAGGCUGAAGAGAUAUCCGAGAACCGAUUCUGGGUGCUCCCCGGUCUGAUCGUCCCCUUGAUCGUGGGAAGAAAGUUUCUCGAAGUCACAGAGUGCUUGACCGAAUUCCGCUACCGCCUUCGAAAGACCACAUCAUUACAAUAA